AUGGAGGAUUUUCCAGAGGAGCAGCAGAGACCCAAGCUCAAAAGUCAUGGCUUCCAAUUCGUCCCGUACCCGGACCCGGUGGCAACUAUAAAAGCGACCAGAGCAAAGAGCAAAGCUUUGGUCAGCAUAACUUCAGGAGUUCAGGUACAUAGCUUUCGUCAGCAUAACUUCAGGAGUUCAGGGAACUGCUACAAAAUGUUUCCUGCACUAAAUUUGCGCCUCUUGCUUCAUCUGCUUAUACUGGCGACGGCUUCGUAUUCUCAUGCACUGGCGUCCAGCAACGAGACUGAUCUCGAUGCCUUGCUAGAAUUCAAGGCAGGUCUAAACCGCCAGUCAGCUGAUGCAUUCGCUUCAUGGAACAAAACCACUGAUUUCUGCAAGUGGCGUGGUGUCAUCUGCAGCCUCAGGCAUAAGCAAAGGGUAUCUGCGCUGAACCUCUCCUCGUCUGGGCUUCUCGGCUACAUAACCCCUUCCAUCGGGAACCUCACGUACCUGAGGAGUUUAGACCUCAGCUACAAUCUGCUACACGGCGAUAUCCCACAGACGAUUGGCCAGUUGAUGCAAAUGUCAUACCUUGACUUAUCAAAUAAUUCGCUCCAAGGUGAAAUGCCCCGGACAAUUGGCCAGUUAUCACAGUUAACAUACCUAUACCUAUCGAAUAAUUCGCUUCAAGGGGAAAUCGCACAUGGCCUGCGGAACUGCACUCGUCUUGCAAGUGUCAAACUUGACCUGAACAAACUCGAUGGACGAAUCCCUGAUUGGCUUGGUGACUUGUCAAGAAUUGAGACCAUAUCAAUCGGGAAGAACACAUUCACUGGGAUCAUUCCACAAUCACUUGGAAACCUCUCGUCGCUGCGGAGAUUAUACCUCAAUGAAAACCAGCUAAGUGGUUCAAUCCCUGAGAGCCUUGGCAAGCUCAGAAAGCUUGAGGGUCUAGCUCUGCAAGUAAACCACCUCUCAGGAAACAUUCCGGGAACGCUCUUCAACAUUUCGUCACUCGUCCAUGUUGGUCUGCAAAUGAAUCAACUAAAUGGCACGCUGCCCUCCAAUUUGGGCCCGAACAUCCGACACCUUAUCUUUGCUCUAAACCAUUUCACUGGAAGAAUUCCGGCUUCCAUUGCGAAUGCAACCACAAUUCAAUCCAUGGACCUCUCUGGUAACAAAAUCACCGGAAUCGUGCCUCCAGAGAUUGGAACACUCUGCCCAAAAUACCUGAUGCUCAAUCAAAACCACCUGAAGGCAACCAAUGUUCAGGACUGGGGGUUCAUCACUCUCCUCACAAAUUGCACAAGCCUUCGUUGGCUCACACUGCAAAACAACAAGUUUAGCGGUGGGUUCCCGACCUCUGUCGCAAACCUAUCAGGGCAACUUGAAGCCCUAGAUAUCAGAUACAAUGAAAUCUCUGGCAAGAUACCAUUAGGCAUUGGCAGCUUUCCCAAACUAUUCAAGCUAGGGCUCUCUGGCAACCAUUUUACUGGCCCUAUACCGGACAGCAUAGGAAGAUUGACCAGGCUCCAGUUCUUGACACUAGAGAACAACCAACUCUCUGGGAUGAUACCGUCCUCACUCGGGAACUUAACACGGUUACAACACCUUUCAGCAGAUAACAAUAUCUUAGAGGGACCUCUUCCAAUAAGCAUUGGAAAUCUACAACAGCUUGUCAGUGCAACCUUUUCGAACAAUGCGCUUUCAGGUCGAUUACCUGGAGAGAUCUUUAGCCUACCAUCCUUGUCAUACGUUCUGGACUUGUCUAGGAAUCAUUUUAGUAGUUCUCUUCCGUCCCAAGUUGGUGGCCUCACAAAGCUCACAUACUUGUACAUCCAUGAGAACAACUUAUCUGGGAUGCUGCCAGACGCUCUCAGCAACUGCCAGAGCUUGAUGGAGCUCCGUUUGGAUGGCAACAACUUCAACGGUAUGAUUCCUUUGUCCAUAAGUAGAAUGCAAGGCUUGGUACUGCUGAAUUUGACCAAAAACAGACUCACGGGAGGGAUCCCUCAAGAUUUAGGACUCAUGAAUGGCCUGAACGAACUGUAUCUUGCACACAACAGUUUGUCUGCAAAGAUCCCCAAGACCUUGGAAAGCAUGACGUCCCUUUACCGGCUCGACAUAUCCUUCAACCUUCUUGAUGGCCAAGUCCCAGGACAUGGUGUGUUCACCAAUUUGACUGGGUUCACUUUUUAUGGGAAUGCUAAGCUUUGUGGAGGUAUUCAAGAGUUGCAUUUGCCUUCGUGUCCAGCCAAAACAGUUGGGCAUGGUCAAAGGAUAACCCGAGUCAUUCGAAAUGCAGUGAUCCCAAGCAUUACAAUCAUCUCGGUGUGCUUUAUAAUGGCAGUAUGUUUCUUCUCACUGAAAAAUAAAUUAAGACUGCCAUCAACUUCGGUAGCUCCUUCCUUGACGGGUGACAUGUAUCCUCGAGUUUCUUAUUCCAACUUGUUUCAAGCAACAAAUGGCUUCGCAACUGACAAUUUGGUCGGUACUGGACGGUAUGGAUGCGUCUAUAAGGGGAUGAUGACACUCAACAAGUCAGUGCGCAUUAUGGCUGUGAAGGUUUUUGACCUUGAGCAAGCUGGUUCCUCGGAAUGUUUCCUGGCCGAGUGUAAGGCACUUGGCAAAAUUCGACACCGUAACUUGAUUGGAGUUAUAACUUGCUGCUCUUGCUCUGACUUCAAACAGAAUGACUUCAAAGCUAUUGUUCUCGAUUUCAUGCCUUAUGGGGGUCUUGAUAAGUGGUUACAUCCAGGCAUAUAUGCAUCAAAUCCAGUAAAAGUUCUAACACUAAUGCAGAGACUGAGUAUUGCUUCUGAUAUUGCCGCCGGUCUAGACUAUCUGCACAACCACUGCCGGCCAACAAUAGUUCACUGCGACUUCAAGCCCAGCAAUAUUCUUCUUGGGGAUGAUAUGGUUGCUCAUGUUGGGGACUUUGGCCUUGCAAAGAUUCUUGCAGAUCCAGAAGAAUACGGUGAAGGUAGUCAAAUUUCUCCAAGUGCGGAUGUGUAUAGCUUCGGUAUCGUGCUCCUUGAGAUGUUUACAGGGAAAGCGCCUACACAUCCUAUGUAUACGGAUGGAUUGACCUUGCUCGAGAAUGUAAAGUCAGCAUAUCCAGCACAACUGAUGGAGAUUAUUGACCCCUUUCUGCUAUCAGUUGAGAAGACACGGAGAGAUAUCAAUAGUUACAUGUACUCUGUCACAAGACUUGCACUAGCAUGCAGCAGGAAAAGACCAACUGAGAGGCUGUCCAUGAGAGAUGUCGUAGCUGAGAUGAACAAGAUAAAGGCUUGCUGUGUUGUAGAAGUAAUCAGGGAAUGUAGUUCUGAGUGA
This is a messenger RNA of Lolium rigidum, 3318 nucleotides long. RefSeq names its product probable LRR receptor-like serine/threonine-protein kinase At3g47570. The transcript is spliced from 4 exons. The record is from RefSeq and is a predicted model, not a curated record. Bases 1 to 3318 code for a protein of 1105 amino acids. Gene Ontology annotation, cellular component: plasma membrane. NCBI's taxonomy places the organism in Eukaryota, Viridiplantae, Streptophyta, Magnoliopsida, Poales, Poaceae. Gene Ontology annotation, molecular function: protein binding; protein kinase activity; ATP binding. Gene Ontology annotation, biological process: hormone-mediated signaling pathway; protein phosphorylation.